AGGUUAUUGCGACGGAAUGAACAGCAUUGUCAAUGGAUCUGGUCUAAAUAAUUCUGUUGCUGGUCAUGCUGCAAAGUUUUCUGUGUUUCUUAAAGAUGCUUAUCUAUAUCCUGCUCCUGUUGAGUUAAAAAGGCUUCAAGUACAAAUUGUGCAUGAAUUUGAUUCCCAAAUCAUACAGCCAAGUAUACGUAUAAGGGAGACUGUCAAUGGUAGUUUGUCUACUGGUAGACUGAAUGAUAUCGAUCGUACGCAAAUUGAUUCUGCUCCAAUAUUCAGCACAAAGAAGGAAUCUGCUGGAAACUGGAAUCAGAAAGCUAGUGCCUUCGAUGUCAUUUAUGUACCCGAGAAGAGUGGUCUAUAUGAAAUUCGUGUAUUUUGUGGAAAUAUUCCAUUGAAUGGUGGACAUACAUUUAGAAAGGAAGUAAGUCCAGGCAAUGUUAAUUUAUCACUCUCUGGGGUUGUGAAAUUUGCGCCCAAAGUGUCGAAGCUGAUUAAAAAUGAAAUAGUUGUACAACUCAUGGAUUCAUAUCACAAUCCCGUCCUGUUACAACAAUCAAAGUUGAAACUAGAGAUUGCUUCAAUUAACAGAUCUGCUUCUUCCACAUGGACGUUUUCUGAUAACAAUGAUGGAUAUUACACUGGUAGCUACCUGGCAAAUGAUGUUGGCACGUAUGAGUUAUGCGCUUCAUAUGAUGGUAACCGUUUCGUCCCAUGUCCCUUUGGGGUGAAUGUGUACAGUGGUGAAUAUUUUCCUAAAGUCUACAAUGAUACAAUUUCUGUAUGGGAGGAUGAGUCAGUUGCUUUUAACGUUCUAGAAAACGAUUACUUUGCUGUUGGCAACGCAAGUAUUGUGGAAUAUUCAAAGCCCACUCAUGGUUCACUUCUACAGUAUGGAUAUCUCUUUAGAUAUACGCCAUGUAAAGGAUUUUACGGAAAUGAUUAUUUCUUGUAUACAAUAGCUGAUAUAAAUGGAAAUGUUGCUUCGGGUGCUGUAAAUUUAUUUGUCCUCUGCAUACCACCUCGGUUUGUUUUCAUUCCAAGUCAAUUGCAAGCUACAGAAGAUCUAGUCAGUCCCAAGUUCGGUGGUUUCUUGGGAUUUGAAAUUAUUUACUCUGAUUUGGAAGAAAAUAUCACUGUUACUUUCAGUUCACUGUCCGGAGAACUUUUGCUUUCUCCUAUGCCAAUGCAAUUUUUGCAUCCAAGAUGGAAUGAAUUUUCUAUCAGCAAAGACAUUGGAAUGGAUAAAGAAAUAACUUUAGUAGGCUGUGUUGAAGUGAUCAACUUUGCUCUUCAGUCAAUCCAAUACUUCGGAAAGGAGAACUUCUAUGGUGCUGAUACACUCCGAAUUUCUACAAUCAACAAAAAUGGAAAGAAUGAUUUAAAUGUUCCGGUUUAUGUGCAACCAAUCAACGAUCCACCUUUUAUUAAUGUUCCCUCAUUCGUUAUCCUGGAUGAAAAGAAUGAUGAGGCACCUAUCUUUGCUAGACAAAGAGACAAAUUUGACUUCAUUGGAGAUCCAGAUCUUCAGAAUUUUCCUGGCAACUGGUCUCGCUUUUUGGUCGUUUUCUCCUUGGAAGUGAGCUCUGGACUUCUGUCAACGAACCUUCCAGCAGAUCUCAUUAGUUCAACCGAAUUAAAGUUAAACACGAGUUAUCAAUGGCAGCCUAUUCAAACAUUUGUUACCAUCUCAAAGCAUUUUGUGGUUAAAGCAAAAGGUAUCCGAAUCCGAGGUACAAUUAAUGACUGCAACAGUAUUAUGGAACAACUGUUGUACCAUGACGGCGAACAUAGUUCUGUCUUAACGGUCACAGUAAAUGAUAUGGGAAACUAUGGAUGCUAUCCUAACUGUACAGAGAUGAUGUCAAUGCCUCUUCUUGCCGAGUCUACAAUAAGUCUCAUAAGACGAAGACCAAUUAGUCCAUUGGCAGCUCAUUUUUUAGGAUCGGCAAUUGUUGUUGAAUCGAUUGUGGUAUUUUCUCUUGGUGUGCUGCUUCUUUACUUCAUGUGCAAAUGUGCACUUGUUCUCAUUCAUGAAAAACGGAGGCAGAAGGCCCCGGAUAUUGAGCUCUCCAAGGUCCAAAGUUCAUCUAAACGAACUGUAAGUUGGCUUAGAUAUUUCCUUAUAGGGCAUUUUUACUCAUUAAAUUGUUCCUACACAGGUAAAAAUUUAUGUGAUAUGGUUCUCAUUUAGAUAAUACUCGCAGAAUUUUCCAUCGAAACUAUAAGUUAUUCCUAUAAUUAUUGCCUUGUAAAUUUUUUUGCUGAUAGUAAUUGCAUGAGAUCUUGAGGUUCUAAGUCGUUUUUUUGAGUUUCAGCCCGAGAAUGUGAAAUGGAUCACAGAUGGUUGUUCGAUAUCCCUCUUGUUUAGCAGCCGGAUAUCAAACUUCCGCGACGAGUACUUAUCUCAAUAAUUGGGAAGUACUAAUCUAUGCAAUUAAUCGUGCAGUUGAAAUAUUACUAUAAUAUUGAGAGAUGAAUAAUAGAAAUUCUAGUUCUUCAACUGUUCCAAGGCAUGGCUACUGAAAUCGUGAGUAUUAGCAUGUAAAGUGGACGGUUUGCAGACAGUAACGCUGUACCAUAUUUAACUAUCUCAUCUAAAAACAUAAACUGUAUAUGACACAUUUCAUUUAUAGCUACAUCAAGAAUAAGCUCAUAGCUUUUGAAUAACCCUACUUCACUUGUGCAAACUAAAUUUCAGGUCACUCCAAAGAUCUCAAGGUCAAGAACCUGAGUUCCUCUCAAUCUUCCAUUGAUCAGCAUCAAGAAUUUCCUUCAGCUAAAGAUGUUGAGCCUUUGGAAAAUACUGCUAAAAAUUUUCAGCUGAUUAAAGUGUACUUCAGCUGAUGAUUAAACAGUUUCAUACUUUUUAUUUUUUUAUUUUCUUGUGUCAUUUUCUAAAGAUUAGACAGAAAGUUUGUACAUUAAGCUUCUCGCAAAUGAGGUUAUUAUGGCAUAACG
Olea europaea var. sylvestris is the source of this 2958-nucleotide messenger RNA. RefSeq names its product protein GAMETE EXPRESSED 2. NCBI's taxonomy places the organism in Eukaryota, Viridiplantae, Streptophyta, Magnoliopsida, Lamiales, Oleaceae. The transcript is spliced from 11 exons. Gene Ontology annotation, biological process: actin cytoskeleton organization; pollen sperm cell differentiation. The record is from RefSeq and is a predicted model, not a curated record. Bases 17 to 2191 code for a protein of 724 amino acids. Gene Ontology annotation, molecular function: actin filament binding.